Molecule: messenger RNA, 943 nt
Organism: Mya arenaria
Lineage: Eukaryota; Metazoa; Mollusca; Bivalvia; Myida; Myidae
Product: 39S ribosomal protein L43, mitochondrial-like
Exons: 3
Coding region: 20-685 (221 amino acids)
Biological process (GO): mitochondrial translation
Cellular component (GO): mitochondrial large ribosomal subunit
Molecular function (GO): structural constituent of ribosome
Source: RefSeq, a predicted model, not a curated record
ACCAAGUAGCUCCAAAGUCAUGUCAGGAAAAACGCUACCAAGUUCUUUCCUUAAAAAUGUGAUGCAAAAUGGAGUCGGUAGACAUGUUUGUCAGUUGCAGCGUGUAACUCUAAGUCUUUGUAAAUCAAGCACUGGAAGUGCAACUGCGAGGCGUUUUGUUGAAGAGGAUUUGCUUGACUUCACUCGGGGAAACCCAGGAGUUGUGUUCUAUAUCAAACCCAGACGGCACAAGAAACCAUUGUUAACUGCAGAAUACUUAAAUGGGUACAAAGAACAAAUUGAAGUGUCACGAUGUAGUAAGGACGAGAUUGCCCAGUGGGUGGGUCUGAUGAAGGGGCGCUCAGGGACCCAGAUCAUGAAGCUGCGCAAGGAGUGGCACACAGACACACCCUCAAUACAGGGCACCUGGCACCCCUUUAUGUUCAAGGAAACUGCCCGCAAUGUGACAGACAUGAAGGAUAAAGGUCUCUCGGAUUGUGUGCCUCUUUAUAAGUCGGCUACUGAGCGUAUUUUGGAAAUGUAUAAAGAUCAACAACAUCAGCAAGUAGGGACAGCUGGUGAACAAAGUACUUUACAUGGUGCAGUAGACGGAGAUAGUGUCCAGAUUAAUAGAAAUGUGACUGACACUGAUCACUCUUCAGAUUCAGAUUGUGUUCAAUCCAACAGCCAGCAAGCAACUGCAUAGUGUUCAGAAUUCAUCUCAUUAUUAUUUAAACAAUUUGAAACAUGAUCAUUAAUUAUGCUCAAUAAUGGGCAUUUAUCUUUUACACGAAAAAUUACUUAUAAAGCAUUAUCAGAGUUAUUAAUGAAAUACUUGAACAACUACUUAUGAUGGAAAUACACCAACCAUAGCUUCAUACUAAACUAUUUCUUAUUUGAUGUUCAUUAUUCUGUACAUUCUUAUGCAUUUUAUUACUUGCAUAUACAUUUUUGAUAGCCUGUU